AUGGUUGAACCUGCCGAGACGAAGUCUCGCCACCAUAGCUGCCCGACGGCCAGGAAUUUGAAAUCUCAUCCCAAAGGGGACCAGCCCUCGUAUACCAUUCGGGUGGCUUUUGAUCGACCGAACGCAUCACAGGCUUUUUUUUCAACCAUAUGUGGAGACGUUGCCCUCACAGAAAUCGUCAGUACUGCUCUGAAACAAAUGAGGCUAGAUCCAACCCAUGCUCACUAUUCGCCACAAGUUCGGCAGUAUGCCAUGGAGCUUGCGCGUUCCGUCCUGCUCUGCAGCAUCAGUCCUAUCGAUCUCACCGAAGAAUCGAAAGUCGUAAUGAAGGAUCUCUUCAAAGAGCAUUUUAAACGUCUUGAUAACGCUCCAGAUGGUUGUACAGCCUACCGUUGUGCGCGAGAAGGAGACCGUUCUAUUCACUCUGAUGCGCUUAUGAUACUGUUCUGUGGUAUUGUUGGUAAGGACUUGCGAAAUAAGUACAUCAAAUUCUUCAAUGCUACCAUUCGGUACCUGGCAUUACAGGCGCUCUUAGAAUUCACUGGAAGAGCUGCUUUGAUGUCUCUGGACCAUCCUGCGCAAUGCAUGGACGGUGGAAUCUUAGUAGAUGCAAUUGUGACCGCUCUUUCGGAUUCUACGAAAGAUUUCUGCCAGUCGGCGAUUGUUGGGCUUCGCCAUAUCAAUGAUGUGUGCAGAGUCGUCAUACCAGAUUUAGAAGUGAUGCCUCGGAUACCUUUUGUGCGUUAUUUGGUUGAAAGUGUUAGCGCUUUGUGCUACGCUUCUUCAUGGUUCGUAAGGCUAGGAGGUGCAAGUGGAUUGAUGUAUUUCAUAGAGAACUAUCCUGACUCCGUGGUUUUCGCGAACAUGAAUGGGUUUAUGGAGAGUCUUGUAGAGGUUCUUGUUGGUAUGACUGAUCAAGUAUCUUGCGGUGCUGUCGAUAUGGCGGUAGGAGCUAUUGAGAAACUGCAAAGACGGUGUCUCACUGGAUGCAAGCUGAAUGAUCCCAAAGUGUCGGUGUUUAUGAGCUGCGUGGCCAGUCAGCUAUUCAGUGGGAGCCAGAAUAUACGGAAUAAGACACUUUCGAUGCUGAAUUUAUGCGCGGAAGUUCUGGGCGAAUCGUUUUCUGCGUUGAUGUAUACAUAUCGACACUUGUUUAAAGCACAUAUUGAACGAGCUAUGGAAGAGUUCAACGUUCUUGCUCUGCUCGACCGUUGUGGUUCCCUAGAAGCACUUUGCACUAUUUUUGUUUGUCAACCGCCUCUUGUUGACGCCUCUAUAGAGUUGAGCAAAACACAGAACUUUAUACGGGAAUUAAUUAGCGUGUGCCAGAUGUCUGUCAGCGAAAUGCUUGAACUUGAUCUCUUCAAAUCGAUGGAAGGGUGCCCUGCACAUUUUUUGCCUCCUUACACUAUUACCGAGAAAGCCGAACACUAUAAGAUUAUGGCUACAAGAGCCCUUGUGGCACUGUACAAAUCGUUAUUACGUGAUAUGGAACGGCGAGGGAUGGAUGUAUCUACGGCCUCUGAGGGACAAGACGGUGACAGUGUGACGCUACAUAAGAUCGCCUGUGUUGCUGUAGAAACAGUUUUGUGUCCUCUUCCAUCAGUUGUUCAGGCAGCCGAAGAAGCACUGAUGCAGAUUGUUCCCAUUGAGGCUAGUUGUGUUCGGACUGUGGGAGAGCACGUCUUUGCUCAGUUCCGGGAUUUGCAUUGCGAACGUCGGAACUCAGAAAGCGUGGCACAACUCUUCAGACUUGUGCGCCUCAACACUUCUCUGUUCGACAACGCUUUAGCGACAAACCUUGUGGCUUACAUAUGUGGACAUGUAUCCCGCUUGCCAUCUGAAAAUUCGUCCACUGCUAAUCCACAUUUGGAUGGUCAAGAUGUUGAGGCAAUCACCCAGGCCGUUCGACUGCUACUCCUUGUCGACACAGCAUCUGUCUCCCAUCUAGCUACAGAUCUCGCUUCAUUCAUUGCGUACUUUGAUCAUCAUUACUGCACAAGUGCCUACGAUGCUUGGAUCCCUCCGUUGGCCACUUUACUAUCCCGCUACGCUCGUGAUUCGAUGACAUUCUUUUUAUCCGAGGACUCUGUAGCGAUGCCGUGUAGAAGGGCUUUAUUAAGAAAGCUUAUCAAAGAUGAGGAGUGCGGUCCAAUUCGUACACUCUUGAUGGAAGACUCUUCUUAUUUUGUGAAUAUGCUAGAAAAUAAAGUCAUGGGCCCAUCGGGUGAAUGGAGAGAAGCAUCUGAUGCUCAUCAAAGUGAGAACGAUAUCAUGGAACGUGAGAUGCUUUGCCUCCAUAUUAUCGAUGCUGUUUCGCGGAGAAACGUCCAAUGGUUUGCAGGAGCACGAGAACUCAUUCUCAAACUGAGACAGUUGUGGAACAAUGCCGAUUUCAAAGCUCGCUACGUAGUACAUGCUCCAUGUGACAAAGAUCUUCUUGAAUUGACCAUAAAAAUGAUGACAGAGCACAAGUACAAGGUCCCUAGGCUCAUAGUCAACUGUUUCAUCCGCUACUACAGACAUAACAACAACGACCUUGAUCUUCUAUGUGAUAUACUAUUCGUAUUUAUCGGCCGCUAUGUGACAGAUUUUUGCUUUGUUCGAGAGUUCCUCGAAAAAGAAGUGAUCCCUGCAUAUUCUAUGGAAUGGCGCCGGAAGCUUUUUUCGUUUGUACUUGAAAAGUUCGAAGCAGGUGGUUCUACCGUGAUCAAGGAUCUUUUGUACGUGAAAAUCCUUCAGUAUGUGUUGAUCCCAAGUCUUCAAUGGGCCUUCGAACGUUACAAUGUAGACGAGAUCCUUGGAGUUCUUCAAAACCCACAAGAUCAGCCGGAAAUGGAUCCAGACGAUCUUGUUUACCGUUUGGCGCAUAUCAUCGAUCAGAGUCGACAAGUGAUGAGCGAUGGUAUUGUGAUUGCAUUGUACCAGCUUAGUACGUUACUAGUCAAAUAUGCUCCUCGCCACGUUCAUAAUAACGACUCCAAGAAACACGGCUGGCGCCUCCGAGUAUUCAUGUUGUUCGCAUGGUCAUGUCUUACUGCGUCAAAUAGACAGGACGCCACGCUUCGUUAUACAGGAUUUUUAUUCAUUUCUCACAUUUGCCAAAAAUUCCUCAUCAACAGAAAAAUUGUGCUGCAAGUUUUCCAAAGUCUUUGCGGAUCUUAUCAGUAUGACAGUCGUGAACUUGUUCGCCGAGCAGCCGAUGUUGUAACUGCGGCGAUGCCUAUUAGGAUGGAAGAUGGGCAUCAGCAAAUGUUCAUAAAUGUGAAGCGAGUGCUAUGCGAAGAGGCACACAGCCUAGCACAUAUUCAACACAUAGUGAGCAUGAUAGUACGGAAUUAUCGUUCCUACUUCUCUUGCCGCCAUGCUCUCUUCAAGCCGCUGAUGAGUGCUGUUCGUCGCGUGAUCAGUACUCCUAAUUCUGCAAUGGACGGAGUAAUGACGAGAAAGUUAGCGUUAGAUGUCUGUGAGAUGGUGAUCAAAUGGGAGUUGUUACGACUGCAAAAGGUGGAGCAGUUGACUCAAGGACUGACUUCUCACGAUGAUGAGCUUGACACUCUUCUGAACGAUUCGAAUGGUUCACGUCCCACAGCAGCAGCGUCGUGCGACCCAUACUCCACCAACGUCCCAGCAGAAUUUGACGAUCAGUUGUACAAACAAAUGUCGAAAGAAUGUGUUGAUGAAGUUGUAGCCAUGUUGCUCAAAUUCGCAAUUCAGCCGACUUCGCCUGUGCAACCUCACCAACUUCAUCAAGCAACUAUUGAAAAUGGUAAACGAAGUAUCGGUCUGAUGAAACAAUGCCUCAAGUCAGCGGUGUGGGGAGAUGUGGUCACAAUCAAAGUAGGAUGGCUCGAAAAAGAGCUGACUGUUCCUCCAGAGUCUCUUGUUCGGCAAGAAAACCAGUCGCAGUUGGCACAGUCGAUAGCACAAGCUCAACAAGCGCUCGAAGUUGUCAUUAACCUUGUGGCGAUUAUGCCAAAGCCUCUGCUGUUGCAAACGAUUCGUCCUAUUCAAAGAGCGAUCAUAUCUUGCCUCAACAGUGGACAUGGAGCGCUUAUCCGUCUCGUCAACGUCCUCGUAGCAAAGUUGUUUGAGAAAUCAAAUUGUUCCAUGACUGGCAUGUACGAGUUUGAAAUCCUAAACCAAUUCAUCUCCAAAUAUUUGAACGACCAUUUCAACUCCUACGUGAAGUCGUCAACAUGCCUAGUCAUGAACGCAUUCACUGCAUUUUCACUUCUUCGAGUGAUCUGUAGUCAGCAAUCAGGCUACCUCGAUGCAAUGUGUCUACAAGCGUAUAUCAAGGUGCUGGAGAAGGCUGUGAGAGAGCACAUCAUGCAUGUCACUGAGCAAGGAGAAACGACAAGAGAGAAGAUGGCAACAGCUGAAAUGAUCGCAAUGGCUUUGGAAUUGCUGCGUCCUAGAAUUGAAGCGAUAUCGGCUGAAGCGAAGCGUACCAUCUGUCAGAACGUUCUUCUUCCACUUAUUGAGAGAUCCUCUUUCGAGAAAAUAAUUGAUGUUGUGCUUCGCGUUGUCUCCGAGUUGGUGGUUACUCAUCGCGAUGAGCAUUCGGCGAAUCCUGGGCUCCCAUUACUUGUGCGAUUACAAAGUGUUGUGGAGAAACGAUACAGGUUGAACGGUGAAUUGAUGAAGAUGUUCCUCAAAGUCGUGCUCUUCGUAUUUGAACAUCCUCUUUUACUAACAUCUGACUAUGCUGAGAAGCUGGAAGACGCCUUUCACUGGGGUCUCACAACGCAGGAUCGAGAACUCCGCGAGAAAUUCCUACUUGUUUUCGAGCGGAACCUAGCGAUGAAUCCAUUGGCCCGCCUGUCCUAUAUCCUCCGCGAAAAGGACUGGGAACCAUUCCGUGACUACUUUUGGCUUCGCCAUGCUUUAUGGCUGCUUUUAAGAUGCAUCCCUCCCUCUGGAAGCAAUGGGUCAGGUCAUCGAAGAGUGUUUAUUGACAGUUCUGCUACUCUUUGGAGAACAAUGGUGGCGGUAGGUGGCUUCCGUCCUUCUCCUCAAGCUACUGAUAUGGAGUCAGAUAUCGAUAGGGCUGCGCCUUCUGCGACUAACAGCAUCAAUAUUACUAAAGAAGGAAGAAGUGAUGAACCUAUGGACACAGACCAAGAGAACAGUGGUAGUUCUGAAACAAACCUGUCAACUCGUUUGGAUAUUCUGCUUGAAGAUCAAAAGAGUUUAAUGAUUGAGGCUGCUUCUUUCGAUUUCUCAUCUGCAAUCGACAGCGUCAUUGGACUUGUUUUCUCCGUUCAAGAUGAUGUGUCCUUCGUUGGGGAUAUGUUCUCACAUUUGUUUAAUUCACUAUGGGUUUCAAUGAGCGAUGAAGAGAGAAAUUUCAUUGGAGGACUGGCAGUCCCAUUUAUGACGUCUGGUGUUCACAUACAACAAGCGCACGCAGUGCAUCCUGUCAUCAGCAUUUUUCUGGAAACUUUUGCACGCUGCAACCCUCCAAUUCUUAUUGGGCCUCGAGCUACCGAAUUCAUUUCGCGACAUUACCACGCGUGGCAUCGUGGAAUACUUCUGCUGGAAAAUCAAGCCUUGUGUAUCCCACGAAUGCUAGAUAACCCAGCGUGCAUACAAUUGCCUUUAGACCCUCUCCUUCAGGAACGUUUGGAUGUAUUGGACUAUCUGCGAUCUCUUUACUCCGAACUAGCUGAAUUUGACCAGUCUGCAGCUGUUUGGAGUCAUCGGGCCCUCACCGUAGAUACCGUGAAGAUGUUGGCUAUGAUGCAGCUGGGCGAUAUUGAGGACGCACUGGAACAUGGGCAAACUACUGCAAGCUCGAUGCUGCAUAAGAUGGAAAAUCAACUUGGAAAAAAUCCUAUAGGAGAGGCAGCCGCGAAAGAAUAUGAAUUUCUUGAUGACGCAUAUAUUCAGUGCACAAGAGAGCUAUGCCGUUGGCGAGUACUUUGUGAAAUCGCAAAAAAUCCCCAUGUUGAAAAUCCAGAACUUCUACUGGAAGCUGCUGUUCAUCUACCGGAUUGGUACCUUGCUCGUCAAUGUCGGGACCAGAUUCUGGCUUGUACUCGUCCAGAUUUCGUCAUUCAGAGCAUCACCUUUGGAGCAAUGCUGGGUGUUUUGGGUGAUCCGGAGGAUGGACCGCUUGUACCAGCCAAAAAAUUGGUAGACGAUGUAACCCAAGCAUUGGUGGUUGGAUGGCGAGUCCUUCCGCCUAUCUUAACUCAUGCACACGUCAAACUGCUUCAGUCUAUGACUAUGAUUCGAGAAGUUGGAGAUGUCCUAGAUUUAAAACGAGCACUAGAUGUUGGUAAUCAGAAUUGUGGCGCGGUUAUGCAAGAGAUGAAGACUGUCAUUAAAAUUUGGAGGUCUCGCACCUACUCGCUUUCUGAUGAAAUGUCUUUCAUUUCACUUAUGUAUGACUGGCGGAGUCAAAUUCAUGCAAUGAUGGUCCAAAGAUUUCAUGACUGGGAACGCAGUGGAAUUGUGAUGCCUCCUGGAAUGAAUCCUCAAGCGAUAUUACCCAUCCAUUCUGCAGCUACAGGACAGCUUUUAUUAGCGAGAGCUGCACGAGAAAGAGGCAUGGACCACAUGGCGAUAAGAACAUUGAACAAGCUGCACACUUUGAUCACACUUCCCAUGAUGGAUUGUCAUCAAAAAGUGAUUGAUCACUUGAAAACGCUGCGGAGAUUGGCCAAAAAGCAUUCCACCACUGCACAGCAAAAAAUGGAUCUUCUUCAGGAGUCACUUUUGAUAACUGAAGCAGCUCGUAUUGAAGAUUUCUCGCGUGAUCAGUGCUGUCGCCUCUUCUAUCAGAAGGGGGCCAUUCUCAGCCAACUUGAAAGGAAUGAUGAUGCUAUGCACGCUUUUUCUGCAGCUGCAGCUAUGAUCGAUCCUACCAAUUCUCCACCAAUGAAUACCGCUUGCAAUAUGUUCAAAACUUGGGCUCAUCACCUUGAUAACUUGUUUCAUAGCGAAGUACAUGAAGCUUCUGCAAUGUCUCGGGGCUCACCAGCGAUCAACUGUUACUUUGAGGCCGCUAGAGUGGAAAAUGAGACCAGGGCACGGAAAUACAUUGCUAGAAUAUUGUGGACAGCGAAACAUGUGGUUGCUUGCGGAAUAUUUUCUGCCGUGGGAUUGGAUCAGGUGUUGAAGGAUCGAGCACGAUCCAUUGUUCCCUUUAAUUGGCUUCCUUGGCUUCCACAGCUAAUGACAGAACUACAAGAAAGACCUUCAUCGGGAUUCAUACAUGUCGUAGAGAGGAUAGCCUCUGCAUAUCCUCUUUUGGUUGUUUCUGCACUUCGACCUCUACUUAAUCCUAAAAUGGUUGAGGAAUUGAUCGAAAGAGUGUGGAAGAAAGAGCCUAUCCCGGCAUUGCCUGACGAUCAUGGAUCCACUACUCUCUUCAAAGUUCUGGAGAAGGCGUGUAAAUCUCGUUUGACUGACGUUCGGAUGUGGAAUCGGCUUCUAGAUGGCUUUUCGAGCAUGCGUGAGUUCUGGGCAGAGAAACAUCUGCGUUAUGCUUCACAGUUAAAGGAUGACAUUCUUAGAUGUUUAUAUGAUGCCCGCGCCACCCGCUUGGAAACAGCAAAAUUAGACGAAAAGACUAUGGCAACCAUUUCGCUCUGGUGUUUUGAAUUGAAAAAGGACAUCUCUGAUGACAUUCUUUGUGAAUAUGAAGUCCCGUCAUCAUCUCGUCACGCAUUACCUCUUCAAACGGAGGAGCAGUUUGUCGAAGAGUUUCGUGCAGAGGUGCUGGAAAUUCUUGAUGCUCCUCUUCCUAUCGGUUCUUCUCUCCUUAAGCUUGCCGAAAGUGUUAUUAAAUGGCAAACUAAGUUACAUAACCGUUUGUAUUCUUUGCCAAGGCGUUAUCCUAUCAGAUUAUCGAGCAAAUGCCUCGCUGAGUACAGCAAUACUAUGGCUUGUAUUGAAAUACCGUCGUCAUUCAAUGCUAAUGUCACUAAGCAGUACCAGUACGUAACUCUGAUUGCUCGAUUUAACCCACACGUAGAAGUCGUUGUUAGAGGUGGUCGCGUGAUGAAAAAGUUGCAAAUAAUGGCUGUUAACGGAAAGACGAGCGUUUAUUAUCUACAACGGUCUGUCUUCAAGGAGAAAACUAACUGUUGCCAACAGUAUCUACAAAUUGUCAAAACGUUAUUGGUCAAAGAACGAGAAACUGCACGUCGUCAUCUGUUUGUGUUCACUCCCACUCAGCUUGUUGUGUCGGCACACGCCCUCCUUAUGGAUUGUGGAGGCGCUUAUUCUAUGAGUUCUGUUGCUACGAAACCACAUAUAUUCGACAUGAUUCGUCCACUUGAUGUGUUUGCGGAAUACGGGAUGACCUUCGGGAUGAGACCUGAUGAUGCCAUCACUAUGUUCUACGAUAGAAUAGCAGCUUCUGAAGGAUGUCUUGAUACAAUCAUGUUAGAUACCUAUAGAGGGUUCGUGGUGGAGAACUUUAUUGGACCAUCUAUUCUCCAGAACUAUGUGUUGGAACGAUUUACCGACCCUACUUAUUAUUACUUAUUCCGGAAAAGGGUUGCUCAACAAUUGGCUGUUGUCAGUGUGUUAGAAUUACUAGUACGCUUGUCUCCUCUUUUCCUGGAUGACGUCUAUAUUCGCACCUCUACAGCUCAACUAGCUGCACCUAGAUAUACUUUUGCUUUGGACAUAGGAAUUGAGAGGAAAGUGCCAUUCCGGUUAACACCAAAUCUACAGUGGUUCCUCGGUAUGACUUUAGAAGGAGACUACCUUUGGGCUGCCGCUGCUGUUAUCCGAUGUUUGUUUCGCCGUGACCAACAUCUUCUGCUUCGUCCUCUGAUUUUGGACGAAGUGAUCGUCAGAGGAAACCACGACCAGGUUAGUGCCUGUGCAGAUGCCAAUGAUUUCAUGAAAAAACUUGUGGCUGAAACAACAAGAAUGGCAUCGCAAGAGGCGGGAGCAUUGCAAGACGAACUUUACUCUGCCAUUGAAAGGGCACGAAGUCAGGAAAAUCUUUCACAGAUGGAUCCGAGGUGGCACCCUUGGUUCUAG
Molecule: messenger RNA, 9009 nt
Organism: Necator americanus (New World hookworm)
Lineage: Eukaryota; Metazoa; Nematoda; Chromadorea; Rhabditida; Ancylostomatidae
Exons: 72
Coding region: 1-9009 (3002 amino acids)
Biological process (GO): regulation of DNA-templated transcription; DNA repair
Cellular component (GO): SAGA complex; nucleus; NuA4 histone acetyltransferase complex
Molecular function (GO): protein binding
Source: RefSeq, a predicted model, not a curated record